AUGGCGUCGGUACCACAAUCCGAAGUCGAUGUCCUAAUCGUGGGUGCAGGCCCAGCUGGGUUGAUGCUCGCACUCUGGCUUUCAAGACUUGGUGUCGUCGCCAGGAUCAUAGACAAACGAACGGCCAAGGUGUUUUCUGGACAAGCAGAUGGCUUCCAGGCGCGGACACUCGAAAUUCUUGAUAGCUUUGGUAUUGGUGAGCAGGUAUGGAAAGAAGCAAAUCAAAUGUUCGAGGUUAGCUUCUGGAAUCCAAACCCAGGUGGUCGGAUCCAACGUAAUAGCCGCGUGCCGAACAAUGUUGCAAAGCUAUCACGCUUCACGGAAUCCGUGCUACAUCAAGGGCGCAUGGAAAAGUUCUUCCUAGAAGGCAUUGCAGCGUCGUAUCCUCACCCUGCUAGUCCCGCUGACCAAAUAAAGGUUGAGCGGAUGGUCAUUCCGACUAGUCUUUCAAUUGAUGAAGCGAAGGUCGAUGACGAGGAUGCAUAUCCGCUGACCGUCACGGUCCAACACCUCACUGAAGAAGAAGCUACGCCGACGCAACAGCUUAGCAACUUAAGCGAUGGCCUAUUCAGGAGUAAUCUUGCAGAUGACGACGUGCCUCAAAUGAUAGAACAAUCAAGAGCACGGAAAGACAAGAAAGAGGAAGUCAUAAAAGCAAAGUAUGUAGUGGGGUGUGAUGGAGCCCAUUCAUGGACGAGGAAGACACUUGGAAAGGACUUUGAGAUGCAUGGGGAGAUGACGGAUUUCAUCUGGGGUGUGCUGGAUAUCGUGCCCAUCACCGACUUUCCCGAUAUCCGAAAUCGAUGCAUGAUACAUUCUGCUUCUUCCGGAAGUCUAAUGAUCAUUCCUCGAGAAAACAAGAUGGUGCGUCUUUAUAUUCAGCUCACAGAAGUUUCUGCCGGCGGUGGACGUAUCGAUAGGUCUCUUAUCACACAAGAAGCUAUUUUUAAGGCGGCCCAGAAGAUCAUUAGUCCAUACAAGCUGGACUAUCAUUACUGCGACUGGUGGACCGCAUACCAGAUCGGUCAACGAGUUGGGGAUAAGUUUAGCAAGCUAGACCGCGUAUUUCUCGCUGGCGAUGCUGUGCACACCCAUUCGCCUAAAGCUGGCCAGGGUAUGAAUGUCUCGAUGCAAGACACAUAUAAUCUCGGCUGGAAACUUGGACUAGUGUGUAAAAAGAUCCUUCGCCGGGAGGUACUCUCCACGUACGAAUUCGAGCGUAAGCAAAUCGCCAAAGAGCUUAUCGCCUUCGAUCACAAGUUCUCCAGGCUUUUUUCCGGGAGGCCGGCCAAGGAUAUCAUGGAUGAGACUGGGGUGUCGAUGGAAGAGUUUAGUAACGCAUUCAAUAUGAGUCACAUGGUUCGUAUUGUCGUCAUUCGUGCUCCUCCGGAGAUGGACUACACUAAUCAUUCGUCACAGUUUACAAGUGGCAUAGGUGUGAAUUAUAAGUCCAGUGCUCUUACUUCUAAGCCAGCCGAACAUCGCAUGGUCAAAACCGACCUUGAGGUCGAAGCUGACCAGAUGGCUGCACAUGAACGAGCGCAGAGCACUUUGUACCUGGCAAAGAAUUGUAUUCCCGGCAUGCGUUUCCCUUCUUUCCAAGUCAUUGCGCAUUCAGGCGCGCAACAUUGGCAGCUUCAUCAUAAGAUGCCGUCUGAUGGGCGUUUCAGGCUGGUUGUCUUCCCAGGAGAUAUUUCUCAACCCUCGCGACAAGACCUCGUUAAUGAUCUCGGCUCCUGGCUUUCAACAGAGUUGCUUUCCAAGUAUCCGUCUAUCACUCUAUCUCCUGGCUCGGACCCCCAUGCUGGAACGAUGAAGUUUACGCCUGAUCGCUCUCCCUCCGUCAUCGACGUGCUGCUAAUUCACACGGCUAGGCGGAGCGAUGUCGAAAUGCUGCGCGAUUUGCAUGAGGUUUAUCAUCCGUUUGAUUCCAAAUUGGGCUGGGAUUACGAUAAGGUCUUCGUAGACGAGGAGAGCUACCAUCAUGGGAACGGUCGCGCAUAUGAAGGCUACGGCGUCGAUCCUGAGGAAGGGGCAUUAGUCGUCGUCAGGCCAGACGGAUAUGUAGGACUAGUUACAAGUGUGGAAAAGAAAGGGUGGGAUGAGGUUGCGAAGUGGUUCCGAGGUGUUUUGAGGACUGUUUAG
Messenger RNA from Xylaria bambusicola, 2145 nucleotides. Its product is annotated as FAD binding domain-containing protein. Gene Ontology annotation, molecular function: FAD binding. Bases 1 to 2145 code for a protein of 714 amino acids. The transcript has 7 exons. The record is from RefSeq and is a predicted model, not a curated record. NCBI's taxonomy places the organism in Eukaryota, Fungi, Ascomycota, Sordariomycetes, Xylariales, Xylariaceae.